AUGAUAAGGAGCACAGAGGAUACCGUUUUUGAAUAUGAUCCAGAAAAUAGGAACGAACAGGAAUCCCAAAAAAAUGAGAAUUUUCCUUCAAAUGAUAGCCCUUCGAUAUUGAAGUCGUACAGAAGGCUGGUGAGUAGUAAUGAGCAAAUGAUUAAUGGUGAAUUAGUGAAAACGGACUAUUUAAAGUUAAUUAAAGCUUUUUCUACUGAUGAGAAUAUUAAAUUAAAUAGACUAAAGGGAACCACUCUGAGUAGUGAAGAUAUGAAUGGCUCAUUGGUUCGUAUAAAAUCUGAGAUUUCUGAAAUAGAAGAUAUUAUAAAGACUUACGAGGCUAUUAAGAAGGGAGAAAAAGAAGUAAAUGCAAAUUUGAAUAUUGCGCUUUUAAAUGAUUCAACAUCGCUUUUAUCUGAAAUUGAAGAUAUUAAGAACAACUUAAAUAGCUUGAUUGAUAAACAGAAAUCUUUGGAGAAUUCAAUGAACUCUUUAGAUACACUAAAACAACAUAAUUUUACAACAAAAGACCUGCUUGAUGAGCUUUCAAACUGUAUAAAUAGCGUUAGUAAUAUUAACUCAGAAGAAGGAGCUAACAGUGCAGAAAAAGAGAUCGAAAUUUCGAUUGAAUGCUUAAAAAAUAAUUCAGAAAACGCUCUUGAUAUAAAGAAUCUUCUAGAAUUGGAGAGAAGAGUUUAUGAGAUAGAAUCCAAAAUAGGUAUUGAUAGACUCUCGGCAAUGCCGUAUUCUGAUAUUCAAAGUGCAAUACAUAACAUUUCUCAAAGGCUUUCACUUCUCGAUACAAACAGGUUAGAGGGAAUUUUUAGAAGAGUGCAGGCAUUAUCUACGUCUAUUGAACAACUUAAUAAGAAAAGAAAAGACUUGAAUGAUUCCUUGUUUAAUGAAACAGAUUCUACAAACAUUACCAAACUAUAUGAUAUCAUUCAAAAAUGGAAGUGUACCGGAGCAGCAUUACCAUUUAUACUAGAGAGAUUAAAGCUUUUGAAAGCUCUACAUCAAGAUGUCUCUACAAUUAAUUCAAGACUUACAGUUAUGGAGUCGCAGCAAAUUGAAGUUGAGAAAACUCUGGAAGUGUGCAAGUCGUCAUUCACAAAACUCAGCUCCUCUAUUGAACAAGUUUGUAAAAACUUACAAAAGUGA
This is a messenger RNA of Cryptosporidium ubiquitum, 1152 nucleotides long. RefSeq lists its product as uncharacterized. Lineage: Eukaryota; Apicomplexa; Conoidasida; Eucoccidiorida; Cryptosporidiidae. The transcript has 4 exons. The record is from RefSeq and is a predicted model, not a curated record. Bases 1 to 1152 code for a protein of 383 amino acids. Gene Ontology annotation, cellular component: dynactin complex; cytoplasm. Gene Ontology annotation, biological process: mitotic spindle organization.